Messenger RNA from Ictalurus punctatus (channel catfish), 1475 nucleotides. It is a transcript of the gene snn, whose product is annotated as stannin. The record is from RefSeq and is a predicted model, not a curated record. The transcript is spliced from 2 exons. Lineage: Eukaryota; Metazoa; Chordata; Actinopteri; Siluriformes; Ictaluridae. Gene Ontology annotation, cellular component: mitochondrial outer membrane. Bases 274 to 537 code for a protein of 87 amino acids.
UCAUUUCCGGGCAAGAGGCGGCUCACUCACGCGCUUCCUUUUCCUCUCUGUUUUUUGGUGGGAUGCAUUUGUUAUUGACGGGGUUUGGUAUUUCCAGGAUAACACUCGACUGAAACAGUGACUCGGUCUGGGAUCAUGACUCAUCAGAGCAUUAUUUCGACAUGCUUUAACCGGGCUCGAUGAAAUGAUUCUAUAAGACUAAGAAGACCACACCAGGACCCGUCAUAGGAAUCUUAAAGAUCAGGGAAGACUGAAUUCUCCUCUGCAGAGAAAAUGUCAAUAAUGGACCACAGCCCCACCACUGGCGUUGUGACGAUCAUAGUGACCCUGAUUGCCAUUGCCGCUCUGGGAGCGCUGAUCUUCGGCUGCUGGUGCUACUUGCGGCUGCAACGCUUCACUCAGUCCGAGGAUGAGGAGAGCAUCGUUGGUGAGGGCGAAACCAAAGAGCCUUUCCUCCUGGUGCAGUACUCGGCCCAUGUUCCUCGGGCAGAUCAUAAGAGCAGACUCGCUCCUACCAGCACUGAGAGCCACAGCUAAUUGUUCUCUUUAGAAAAACCCGUGCUGGGUGUGAUCCAUGCAGGGAUCCAAUUUCUUUUGCUCCUUUUAUAUAUUACAAAACAUAUCGCACUUGUGAUAACAUCCUGUUGUAAUGGUUUCAGGUCAAACGCAGAAGAACAAAAACUAACGCAUGUAUUUGUCCAGCUGCUUCUAAAGUCUUUGUGAAUGUUGUUUGCACUUUGUGGUCCAGUGGAACCCUGUUAUAAUGUGAAACUGGUACAUUUCUGUGUUGUUGUUUUUUUCUGAGACAUUUAUUUAUCUGCUAAAUUAUGUCCUUAGGUACUGAUAUUAUGUUGUUGUUGUGCUAUUUUAGAAGAACCUUUCUUUCAGCCAGAGCUGGCUCUGGUGUAAAGCCAAUAUGUGCAAUGACUGCACAUGCUCAAUUGCAUAUUAAUUAUUGUGUAUUAAUUCAACAGUCCAUUUAAUAUGUGAACUAAAUCAGUCAUGUCUGUAGUUGUAGUUAGCGACUCAAGAUCCUUCGAUUAUACAUUUAGUCUCUGACACGCCAUCAGAAAGGUUUGUGUUCAGAUUAAAUAUUGCAUUCUUGGCGCAGGGUUAAUGCUCUCUGCAUCUACUUUUUUUAGCACGGAAAUUAGAUUUGUAUUUCAUUUCUACGUCAUUUUGACACGUGGCAUUAGAUGCUGUUGUAGCUCGGAUCUGCUAAGAAGCCAUCAUGAACGAAAGCCAGUGACUAGGUCUCAGCGUGUGGAGGUCCAACAGGAAGAGCCCAGAGGUGUUCGUUAUGGUGGCUGAGCACAUUUCUGUGUGGAAUUGGAUGAAAGAUGUGUAAAUAUUUUUUUUUAUAGGUCUUUCACGUUUGUCAUGCUGAAAAUGCAUAAAUUUGUGAGGAGAGAAAAAAAAAGUUGUGAAUUGUCUGCUUUCCUGUAUAAAUGAAUAAAAUGUGAUUUUGAACUUAA